AUCCAGUCCAGAUCCUCCCGACCGACUCUCCUUCGUUCCACCGCAAAUCUGCAUCUCCAUUCUCCACGAACCUCUCGUUUCCCGGACCCCGAAAUCUCCGCCGCCGCCGCCUCCUCCUCCAUCCCCACGAGCGUCCCGCCGCAAUGCGGCUCCGGGACCUCCUGCUCGCCACCUUCCUCCUCCUCUUCUUCCUCCUCCUCUUCACCCCGCGCCGCCUCGCCCCCUCCUCUCCCGCCGCCCCGCCCCUCGCCUCCUCCUCCGCCGCCGCCCGGGACCACUCCCGCCUCGCCGCCGCGGUGGAGUCCGGCGCGCGCCGCGUCGAGCCGUGCCCCGCCGGCUACGUGGACCACAUGCCGUGCGAGGACCCGCGGCGGAGCAGCCAGCUCAGCCGGGAGAUGAACUACUACCGCGAGCGGCAUUGCCCCCCGCCCGAGGAGACGCCGCUCUGCCUCGUCCCCCCGCCUGACGGCUACAGGGUCCCCGUCCGCUGGCCCGAGAGCUUGAAUAAGAUUUGGCACAGCAACAUGCCAUAUAACAAAAUUGCAGACAGAAAAGGUCACCAGGGAUGGAUGAAGAUAGAGGGACCUCAUUUCAUUUUCCCCGGUGGGGGUACAAUGUUUCCAGAUGGAGCAGGACACUAUCUUGAAAAGCUUAAAAAGUAUGUUCCAUUAACUGGGGGAGUGUUACGGACUGCCCUUGACAUGGGAUGUGGGGUGGCAAGCUUUGGGGGGUCUUUGUUAGCAGAAGGUAUUCUUACCAUGUCAUUUGCGCCAAGAGAUUCACACAAAGCACAGAUACAGUUUGCCCUAGAAAGAGGGAUUCCGGCAUUUGUUGCAAUGCUUGGCACUCGGAGGCUCCCAUUUUCCUCCUUUUCUUUUGACCUCGUUCACUGCUCUCGAUGUUUGAUCCCAUUUACAGCCUACAAUGCUAGCUACUUCAUUGAGGUAGACCGAUUGCUCCGCCCAGGAGGUUAUUUGGUUAUCUCUGGCCCUCCCGUACAGUGGGCUAAGCAGGAAAAGGAGUGGGCAGAUCUCCAAGCUGUAGCAAGAUCUUUGUGUUAUGAGGUCAUAGCUGUGGAUCGAAACACAGCUAUUUGGAGAAAGCCUACUGGGGAUUCUUGUCUUCCUAAUCAAAAUGAACUUGGGAUUAAGCCUUGUGAUGAAUCUGAUGACUCAACUGCUGCAUGGUACAUCAAGUUAAAAAAUUGUGUAAGCAGGACGAGCUCUGUCAAGGGGGACUAUGCAGUUGGAUCAAUUCCAAAAUGGCCAGACAGGCUUAACAGGAUUCCCGUCAGAGCUGGGUUAUUGGAAGAUGGGACUGAUAUUUUUGAGGACGACACUAGGAGGUGGACAAGAAGGGUUGAUUAUUAUAAGAAAUCCUUAAACUUGGAACUGGGAACUCCAUCUGUACGCAAUGUCAUGGAUAUGAAUGCAUUUUUUGGAGGUUUUGCUGCAGCACUCUCGUCUGAUCCAGUAUGGGUUAUGAAUGUACUUCCUGCAGACAAGCCCUCAACUCUAAGUGCAAUUUAUGAUAGAGGGCUAAUUGGAGUCUACCAUGACUGGUGUGAGCCUUUCUCAACAUAUCCUCGUACUUACGAUUUCCUCCACGUUGAUGGCAUUGCAAUGCUUAUAGAACAUCAAGGCUCAAAAAGGAGAAGAUGUAGCCUUGUGGAUUUGAUGGUGGAGAUGGAUAGGAUAUUGCGUCCGGAGGGAACAGUUCUUAUUCGAGACUCGCCUGAAGUUAUUGACAAGGUAAAUCAUAUAGCUCAUGCCGUAAGGUGGACUACGGCAAUACAUGAGGGAGAUUCGGGAUCUCCCGAAACAGAGAAGAUUCUAGUUGCCACCAAAACGAUGUGGAAGCUAUCUUCAGAAUCCCGCUGACAACCCCUUCAUUCUUUUACCCGAACCUGUAAUUGUUGUUUAUUCUUUCAAUUUUGCAGCUGAGAGAUCUUCUAACCUACUGUCAAGGUAUUCUUUUCUGCUUCCUCUUCUUCUUUUGGUGGAGAAACGUAGGACAGACUCUAAAGAACGUGCAAGUAAAAGCUUUUGUAUUCAAUUUGUAGAAAAUGCACGUGCUGACAGAUCUGAUCUCCUCUGUGGCUGCGCUUUAGCCAUUCUUACUAUUGUCUACUUUUUUCGAGAAUACCAAUGGGAUCAUCGCCGUACCAGCCUUGCCUUUU
Eucalyptus grandis is the source of this 2179-nucleotide messenger RNA. RefSeq names its product probable pectin methyltransferase QUA3. Gene Ontology annotation, cellular component: endosome; cytoplasm; trans-Golgi network. Gene Ontology annotation, molecular function: methyltransferase activity. The record is from RefSeq and is a predicted model, not a curated record. NCBI's taxonomy places the organism in Eukaryota, Viridiplantae, Streptophyta, Magnoliopsida, Myrtales, Myrtaceae.